GAGCCCUUGGAUACUCUGUGCCGAUGCACAGCCUCCAGUGUUUAGAACGGACAGCUUCGCCACAGUUCUACCUUUUUCUCUCUUUCUCGCGGCCAUCAUUUGCCUGACUGAAGGGAAGAAUCACCAGAUUUGAUUAAUCUGUCACGCGGUCAAGAGUUCCUGCAAUUGCAGCUCGUCGGUUGGAUGCAAGUAGCGCCCGCAUGAUUGCACAUCGAAUGACUCAGUGGUUCCAUCGCCAUGAACUUCGAGUUGAGUAUGCGACUAGUUCGGAUUCUGGAGUCACAUGUUUCGUGUCACGCAUGUGGACAAGACUGAUCAGCUUGGCAAUGCGAGGGUUAAAUUCGCCAGAUCUUGAGACUUAGCCUUUUUGGCUGCAACUAAAGGGUUUCCAUGAUUACUUAUCGAUUGACGCAUUCGAACGUUGAUUUAUGAUCACAAUCGACGUGUUGCUAAUGAGGGAGAGUCACCUGCACUGGGCUGGGGCCAGCAUCUACGCAUAUGACAAGAUAGUGAUAUAGAGUUGCUUGAGGGACCUGUGAAUCCAAGCAACAAUCUAUGAUUACACCACGAUUGUUCGAUGUGGACGAUAAUGAGUGCGUCACAACGUCACAACGCCUUUGGUUAGAACUCGCGGAGUGACACAGGUGGUAGCAUGUGCACAUAUGACAAGAUGUUCGUCUGACGCUUCUUUUUCACUGGAGCCAGCCAGCCUCACAUGCACAGUUUUGAUAGCAGAGCGAGAUCUUGGAAUGAUGAAAGAAUCGAAAGACCCACCUACCGCCCAUGCCCUCAAUCGGAAUUGAUAGGUCGGUCUGUUGGACAAAUAAUGUAUCAGGCGCUGAAACACUGCGUCUGCUUCUCCAAACUGUCUGAGUUUGUUCCCACACAAGAGUUCCCAAACCGCUAGCGAUAGAGAAGAUGAAUACCAAUUAGAAAGAUCUGGAUUCAUUACCCACCUGUGAGAAUAUCAAGUAUAUUAGUUUUUGAGGCAGCAUCCUGUUUGCUACUUCUAAAUUCUCGCUGGAGUUUUAGAGCGAAAAUAUCUGAUUGAUUCCUUGCUUCCGUGGUGGAAGACAUGCAGUAGACAUACAGAAUAAGUCCAUGCACUCUACACGCUCACGCUCACGCUCACCGUGAUCCAAGUCAAUGGCACACCGAGAUUCCAUUACCACUACCUGUGAUCCUACUGCAGUCUCUUUAUCAUGUAGAAUACUGCUAAUCUGCACUACGAGGACUUCUCGUGGGAGCCUCUUUCAGAGGUGGCAGAAGAUCCGAAAGCCUUGCGACGUCGUUGAGGUCGGUUCUUAUUUCGUCUCUCUUACCCUCCUGGAUACUUUGCAACCUCUCGCAGAACCUGUGAAAGCCUUCUCGCAUGGUUGUGGCUGACCCCUUUCAUCAGCAAUCAGCGGAUGUCUCAAUUGUCAACAAGGUCGGUACGAGUACUGUAUUCCCAAGAGGUUCUACAAUAUCUCGAGCCUCAGGUAAUUAAACAUUUGAUUGCGAAGUUAUCAAUGGCCCUAAAUGCACCCAAUAAAUGUUGGUUCUUGACUGUUUGCUGUGCCGUACGGGCAUCGGUCCACGGGGGAACAGAUUACACACUUGACAUGACCUGACUGUUGAGUUUCUCAAGAUGGCGUCCUCGUGCCCUGAAGCACGAGCAUCAUAGAAGCAUGCUUUCUCUUUGUUGAUCAGGUCAUUAUCAUCAUGUCCGGCCAUUGACAGUCGCUUUAAUUGCUCAGGGACCUACACGAACACGUCCACUAAAUCUGUAGUAUAAUAUGUCUUCACUUCAGACAUACCCCACAAUGUACACGAUGUGAGAAGAUUCCGGCGACCCAUCAGACCUCGUUCUACUUCACGCACGUAUGUAUUGUGUUCACGUCUUGCUCAAUAGCCUUCGUUGUUUAGAAGCCAACACUCGUGCUCGAUAGGCCUUGAUGAUCUUGUCCCCCAAGUCAAUAACAGAUUACAGCGUCAUAUUGGGAUAGAGUCGUAUUGCUGAUAAGGGCUCCACGCAGCCAUUAACAAGCUCAGCAGAGUACAAGAGGAAAAUCGCAUGUUAAUUGUCACAUCAAUGAGCGCUGUAAUGAGUUCACGGCAGCCUGACUAUUGCGCAGUCGUCUAGGUUUUUGUGGUACAAUUGUAACAGAUGUCAAAUGAUCAUCAUCAUUGACCAGGCUCUACUAAAUCUGAGAUAGAGUUUGCCAUUGUGCAGGUUGCAUAACAUCUGUUGAAGGAUUACAAGCGCCUAACUGUUCACCUUCAUGUGUAGGCCUAUGUAAACCUCUAAAGUAAAGAUGUGCUGUUGUAAUACAAUGUAAUUUUUCCGUUCUUUCUCUUCCAUUUUCUAGGCGCGAUUGGCGCUGAUCAUAGAACGAACAGCAAUUCGUCCUUCAGGUCGAGUGAGCACAAAGAUCUUUUUCUUUUUUUCUGCUUGUAAAUUUUUGUGAGCAAUCAGCAAUCUUGCAUUGCUGAUUACACCAGCUUGAGAUUCAUUCCCAUUGAGUUUCUUUUGUUUUUCGAAUCUUCACUCGUAUUCCGGCCUGUUAGUCUCUUCUUCGAGCUGCUUCUUCUGUCCGUAUGCUUUCGUGCGCUAAUCUGUAUCUGUCCCCGCUAGCUUGUUGUAGUGAAUCACUUAAUAUCGUUGCACUAACCUGUCACAAUUUCCUAUCUGGAAGGAAUGGACAAGCUUUGAUUUAUGAGUGAACCUCAUAUAACUGGAGAGGAGCGAAGUGAUUGCCCAAGAGCGUAAGAGGUUACUUUUAUACUCUUAGUCCUGCCUCUCAAGAUUCUGGCUCAGAUGGCAGUCAAACAGAGCAACUAACUUCUGACAUUCUGUGUUCGUUUGCAUCAAGUAGGUCGUCUUAUGGUCAGAUCACAUACACCCGUCAUUGUUUUGCUCCACUACCAGCUUUCUACGAGAUAAUUUGAUGGUGUUAUGUGAGCUGUUGGAUUAGGUUGCCAAAUUUUCCUCUCACCGGAAGACAUUGUCAAACUGCGGCUGUCGACUGCUUUUUAACAUUUUUAGGGGAGACAAUCGUGAAUCCAAAUCUUGAGAUAUUUCUUAGAGAUGAGCUUAUUGUAUAAAAGCGAACCUCACGUACUCCACGUACCCAUAUGUUUGGAGGCAAACGACCUGUGAAUCUCACGAGGUUGAAAGGCCAAAGCUUAUUCCCUAAGAACUUGGAGUUCCUGUCUCUAACAACUGACGACGCUUGUUGCAGUUGAUUUGAUUGUGAUUGUUGUGCCUUUUGAGGAGAUCAGAUCGGAACUAUCGCUGCAGUGAACUGAACUCGAAGAAGAAUCCUGCCAGUUUGUUUUCAGGUAUAACCUACUGAAGGAUCUCCAACUGUCAACAACCGUAAUCGUCGCGCUACUGCAGCUUUGGUAACUUUACCUGGACCCACGUCGUUCUCGGACAUUUGCCCAGUAGAAUGCACGAAUCAGAAUUUUACCCAGUUAUAGCAUCAAAAGAAGUUACUGGCCAUAUUUGCUGACGUUCAGGAAAAGCAUAUUGUUUGUUUGCAUGUCCAUAAUAACAUGUGAAACGUGAGUAUGUAAUGCGUGCUGCACGUCUGCUUUGAGUUAAGGGUUAUUACACGUGCAAAUUUCUCACUUCUUCUGGGCGUGUAGAACUAUGCUAGAACUUGGCAAGACGAGUUCCCAGGGUUGCUGCAUGUGUGAUGCGCGAAUUGAGAUUGACCAACUUUGUCUGAGGUACGGAUCUAAGUGUAAGGCAUCCUUCCAUCUCAUCGUCUGGAUCUAAUCUGUCCAGCAACAACAAGCAUCAUAAUUCGCAUAUGUAAUGAACGUGCGUUCAUGUUUCGUUGUGCUGGACAGAAGAAUGACGGCUUACGCGUAAGUGUCAAUGCCACCUUUUUGCGAUCCAGGAUAGUAUGCUGCUCCUGCUAUACUGGAUGUGGACGGAAGUUAGACAAGAGAUUCAGUUGCUCUUAACUACAGGGGCAAAGGUACCCUGUGUGAACUAUUUAUUGCACACGUAUCUCUACACAAACACAUAACCUGCAGACCAUUUCGUAAACCCCAUUCCCAUUAGGAAACCUGGUUUUCUUUCGCUAUUUCUGCUUUUUUCUCUUCAUUUCAUGUAAAAGGGAACCACACACGCACACGCACGAAAGUUGGGAUUUCAUCCCGCUCGAUGUGUAUUGUGCAUCUUUGCCAUGAAAUAACUGCCUGAAUGUCGACAGUUAACCUUAGUUUCAUGGACGGUUAGCGAACAAUGCUCAAUUGAGUCUUGAUAGCGCUCUUGAAUUGGCCCGAGUAACUCAUAAGCAAAAUAAUCACAAACAAUGAAUGGGUAAAUUCUAGUAGGAAUUCCAGAACAGGUUACUGAUAGUCAACGAUGACAAAAUGCGUCCGCUAAAUACAGCGCCCUUGAAGAAUGUACGUGAAAUUGCCUCGAAUCAAAAUAUGAUUGAGAUCCCGUCGGCGAAAUGUGCAUGGGAAUCGAGUCAUUAACAUUCGAGGUUCACUAGUCCCAAUCAUUGAGCCACCUUUCGUUUUCAGCUCUAGUUAUGGAAA
This is a messenger RNA of Marchantia polymorpha subsp. ruderalis, 4542 nucleotides long. The record is from the annotation of a GenBank genome assembly. NCBI's taxonomy places the organism in Eukaryota, Viridiplantae, Streptophyta, Marchantiopsida, Marchantiales, Marchantiaceae.